This is a messenger RNA of Stylonychia lemnae, 468 nucleotides long. The record is from the annotation of a GenBank genome assembly. NCBI's taxonomy places the organism in Eukaryota, Ciliophora, Spirotrichea, Sporadotrichida, Oxytrichidae.
AUGGAAGAUUAAUUAGAUUCAAAUAAUUCCAAUAUCUUUUCCAAGCAAUCAUAAAAUAACUUUCCUUAAGAUUAAUUUGAGUUGAAUGGUUUCUUAUAACCUAAUAUUGAAAUUUAAAAUGAAGAUGAAAGUGAUGAAAGUUAUAUAGAAGUAUUAGAUUAAGGUAUUCAGAUACGCUGUAGUCUGAAUGAGCCAUAUCCAGAUGAAAGAGUUUAUGCAAGAAUAUAAGAAAAAGUUGAGAUAUUCAAAAAUUAAAUUAUUAAUGCUAAUUGGUUCUUUGGUUAAGAAUGCAGAGUUAUUGAGUACAACCAUGAAGUGCAUUUACUAGACUUAAAUGCCUCAACUCUCCACAGAUAAAAUAAUUUAAUAUUUUUAGCAUUCGAAAAUAGUAUAAGUUUCCUUUAAUAAAUUGUAAAAAAGGAAUAAUAUGUAUUAAAAGACGUUUAUAAGACGUAAAGUAGUGUUUGA